Halichondria panicea is the source of this 4576-nucleotide messenger RNA. RefSeq lists its product as uncharacterized. NCBI's taxonomy places the organism in Eukaryota, Metazoa, Porifera, Demospongiae, Suberitida, Halichondriidae. The record is from RefSeq and is a predicted model, not a curated record. The transcript has 2 exons. The coding region runs from base 161 to 4342 and encodes 1393 amino acids.
GUUAAACCAUAGAUAAACAUACCAGUAGUACAGUCUAACUUCAAUCUAUGGUACAGUACAGUAAACUAGCUAGGCUGACUCCGAUCGCGACAGUCAAACUGACUAUUCUACUAUCAACCGCUUUUUAUGCUUGCUCUACUCUAAUAUUGUGUACGCAGACAUGAGAGUAUUACUAUCGAUCUUCUGUCUCUUUCCCUUGUACGGUUUGGUCACGCUAAGCGACUAUGAUCAUGUUAUUCACGUCGACCCAAACAAUCCAAACAGUACUAACAAUAGCACCUGCUAUGAUUCCGAGCAAGUUCCAUGUGCUGACAUAAAUUUUGCAUUGGCUUUUCCUGACCGACAAAAUUCAACCAUUUUUAUUCUCAGCUCCAAUGCUACCCAUAAAUUAGCUAAAAAUACAACUACUACAAUAUUCACAGAAGGUUCACAAAUAGCCUUUGUUGGAGACAAUGGUACCGCUACAAUAGAGUGCAUGGAAGGUGCUGGACUGGCAUUUAUUAACUAUACGGAAAUUGUAUUAAGAGAUGUCAGCUUUUUAUUAUGUGGAGCAUGGAGAGAUAGCACAAGCAAGGAUUUUUCUUCAACAGCUUAUAAACUGAUUUCGAUUCGAGUUGGCCUGUAUUUUUACAAUUGCCGCAAUGUUAACAUGUCCAACAUGAAUGUCUUAAACAGUACCGAUGCAGUGGGUGUGGUCAUGUACAGUGUGGCUGGUGAUAAUUACAUUAGCUACUCACAUUUCAGUAACAACAGAAUUAGUGAGAAAAAUAUGAACGAGUCCGGUGGUGGAGGGUUCGCUGUGGAGUUCAACUAUUGUAAGCCGGGGGACGACACCUGUGGAGAGAACAAUACACAAACUGAGAACAUCCAAAAUGCUUCAUACACUUUUGAGAACUGUUUGUUCAUCCACAAUCGUGCAAUAGAUCAAUCUGGCCAAAACAAAGCAGGUGUCUCAAUUUUACCUAACAAAAAAACUCAUUCCUCUCUCGGUCGUGGUGGGGGACUUUCCCUGUAUUUCAAAGGAGAAGCUGCGGCCAAUUUCUUUGUUAUCGAAAACUGUAUUUUCCACAGUAACAAUGCCAACUGGGGUGGUGGGCUGUGUGUGCAAUAUGCCGAUCACUCCAUCCAGAACAAUAUAACCGUAACCAACACUACCUUCGUAAAUAACCUUUGUUUUUCGGAUCACCAUCAGAGUGGAGAGACAGGGGGUGGGGCUUUGGUGUCCUCCCCCAUAUAUUAUGAUGUCAAGAGGGAUAAUUUCGAAAGAAAUGAGAUAUUUUUCACUGAUUGUGUUUUCACUGCUAACCAUGCAGUCACAGGGGGUGCUCUAGCAUUUGUGUACACUCUGCAGCGUCAGUCAUAUUAUUAUCAACUAUUCCGAGCAAACAUUUUGAAUUCCAUCUUUAAAUCGAACUCUGCUAGGCUAGGCUCUGCAAUAUCCGUAGACCACGAAUAUUUCUACUAUCAAGGACAUCUGGGAGAUAUUAAAAUCACUGAUUGUACGUUUAACGGUAACAAGAUUGUCUACACAGAACCGGAGAAGGUGUACAGUGUCGGAAUAGGAGCACUAUAUAUUUCUGAAGUUAGUGCUAUUUUUCAAGGAAAUAUUAACUUUUUGAACAAUGAUGCCAGUGCUUUGGCGCUGGUUGGAACAAGAAUUAGAUUUGCAGACAACUCAACCAUAAAUUUCACAGCAAACUAUGGUGCUAAUGGAGGCGCUAUUGCUUUGUUAGGCGUAUCUAGUAUGUUGAUUGGAGUCAAUGCAUACAUGCAUUUCGAGAACAAUGUAGCGAGUCGAUUUGGAGGAGCCAUUUACAACAGCUAUACGGGUAAAGAGGAUCUUCGAUCAUCCGUGAAAUGCUUCAUACAGUACGAUGAUCCAUUUUCAGAUCCUACAUCUUGGAAUGCACAAUUUGUGUUUAAAAACAAUUCGGCCAGGAAAUUAGGCAAUUCAAUUUACUCCACGACGAUCCUCCCCUGUUCCUGGACCGAAGACUUUCAAGUGCGGCCGGAAAUCACUCAAAGGAUUUUCUGCUGGAACGAAUCUAUCUGGAGGUACGAAGGGAGCAACUGUACUUCGCAGAUAUACACAGCUCCACACAAGUUUAAGAACAUAACCACAGUCAAUGGUACCAAAGUUUACCCUGGCCAUCCAUUCCGGCUUUAUAUCAACGCCACAGACGAUUUGGAUCAUGAUGUCACUAUUGAAACUAUCUAUACCGCACUUGUUAAGACUGGUACAGCUGCAAUAGACCCCCAAUACACGUACGUUGCAAACGGUUCCCUGGGUAUUACCGGACUGGGAGGACAAAAUGUUACACUUCAAUUAGAUGUAGCUGGCAAUCGAGAUUGGCGUAUAAAAGUUGAACUGGUUAUUGAGGAAUGUCCUAUUGGGUACAUAGCACAGAACGUCUUUGUCAACAUAUCAUCCAACGAAACAGACUCGAUCAAAGAGACUAAAUGCGAAUGUAUUGGCGGAAACGAAUUGUACACAUUCGGAGGAAACUUGAUUUGUAAUAAAGUGGAUAUGACAUCGAAAAUUCAUAAUGGUUUCUGGAUUGGACAUAUAGAAAACGUACCAGGUAUUUCAAACGACACAUUAUAUAUGGGUAUGUUACUACUAAAGAACAUUUCAGAGAGUUAUUUAACCCUCAAUCAUUCUAACGAUACGCAAUGCAGGUACUUGAAUCGUACAGGUACGCUGUGUGGUAAAUGUUUAGAGGGUUAUUCCGUUGCAGUGAAUACUUACUCCUACGAUUGUAUUUUAUGCAAUAACCACACGAACCUUGUCCAAAAUGCCUUGGUAUACGUUGCGCUGACCUACUUGCCUUACUUGAUUUUGUUUCUACUAAUAAUCUUCCUUAACAUCAAUUUAAUGAGUGGGUCUUUAUCUGGGUUUAUCCUCUAUGCCCAGUUAAUCGGUUCGGGCGUACUAGAGCUAACAAUCGAUCGCCUUCCUAGCCAAAAAUAUGCUUACUACCUUCAGAGAGUGUAUCGGAUGUCGUAUGGUGUUUUCAAUCUCAAUUCCUUCUCCGGGAUAUUGUCUCCGUUUUGUGUUAGCGAAGAUUCUAACACUCUAGGAGUGAUUAGCUUAGACUACGGUGUCGCUAUUUUCCCACUAGUAGUGAUAAUCGUUAUUUGGCUAGUCGUAAGUCUAGUGGACAGGUGUAACUUGCGGAGGGCAAAAAAUCGAUCUCUACAAACUUUUGCCAGUGUACAAGGGAAUAGUGAAUCAAGUACCAGUCGAAAAAUUGGAGAAUCAAUUAAGAAAAUGUUCUCUCGCAAUUUUAUUCACGCUUUUGUUGGAUUCAUAUAUCUAUCUUACACCAAGAUGAGCCUUGCCGCCACUCUCACCUUGACAACAGUUGGAGUAUUCAAUCAAAAUGGAACCUACGUCACCUCUACACGCCUGAUCUACUACGCUAGUCAGUAUUACUUCGGACAAAAUGAAUAUCUCUAUCCGUACGGUGUAAUAGCAAUUACUGUGUACAUUAUCGCUGUUGCACUGCCCUUCGCUUUGUUAGGUGGUCUAGAUUUCGUCAAUUGGCUCACUGGUCUGGAAAAGUGUGUUCUGAUGAGAAAAUUAUGGCCGAGUCUAACGAUCAACUCUUUCUUAGAUGCGAUGCGUGAUUGUUACCGGCCCAAUCGACGUUACUUUGCAGGGAUCUACUUUCUCUUUCGACUUGUAAUGCUAAUGAUUUUCGCAUUCUCCUCCAAACUACUCACACUAGUCUUGUGCCAGCUCCUGUUAAUUUUCCUAAUGGUUGUCGUGGUUGCAAUAAUGCUACCUUAUAAAGAGAUGCUUCACAAUUUUAUCGAUAUUCUACUCCUCCUCAACAUGGCAGCAAUUACCCUCAUUUCAAUCUAUCUCUACUCCGCUCCUUCCGACAAUGGUAGUACCUACCCCUUUGAAUUAUACAUUUUUGGUACCAUUUUAAUCUGGUUGCCAAUGGUAUAUCUACUUAUCUAUAUCUGCUCCUUUUGUCUACGAAAAACAAAAGCGUAUAAAACGGCCACAGAGAAGUUUCUGGCCCACCGUGCAGUUCUGUUCUUAUACAAACAUUUCUCAAAUUUGGAGCUUUACAGAGAGAUACAACAGCAAAGCAUGGUUCGUAUCGUCGCCAAUGCUAGGGCCAAUGGCCACGACAACAAUGGAGUGUACGGACAUAUAACUGAUAAUGAGGCAGAUAUGACUGAAUCAAUGAUGCUGUUAAAUAGAGCUGGAGAGCGUAAUUUAUACCGACCAGCAAAUCCGAAAAUAACUAAGUCUACUGUGUCUGUGGUUCAUGACACGAGUGGUAUGGCUGAUGUAAAGGGCCGGUAUGGGAUCAACGAUACAUAGGAAUUAAACAAACGUACGUACGUGUGUGUGUGCAUGUGACUAUAAGCUAUGGACAUCAGGAUUGCAAUAUAUAUAUAGGCCUAUACUCUCUUGUACAAAUUGUAUUGUUCUUACGAUUGUACCAUGUGUUCUUUUUGUACGUCACAUAUUUUUAUACGUUACAUUACGUGUUACAUUACAUACACUACUUUUGUUUGCACUGCUGUCGUGAAAAUAUUUUAAUUCUGAGUGAAA